Molecule: messenger RNA, 4376 nt
Organism: Physella acuta
Lineage: Eukaryota; Metazoa; Mollusca; Gastropoda; Physidae
Product: calcium-responsive transcription factor
Biological process (GO): regulation of transcription by RNA polymerase II
Cellular component (GO): nucleus
Molecular function (GO): DNA-binding transcription factor activity, RNA polymerase II-specific; RNA polymerase II cis-regulatory region sequence-specific DNA binding
Source: RefSeq, a predicted model, not a curated record
CCUUUCCCUUUAGUCAGAGGAAGCUACUUUCGAUUUGAAUAGCUAAAAAUUAUCUUAAAAGCAAUAUGCCACAGUCAAAACUGAAAUUAACUCAUAUGUAUUUGCAUUCCCUGCAUGCAUCAAUUCCUGGGCCAAUAUACUAGCUCAUCUUUCAAAGAAAAGAACAGAUUUUUUAUAUGUAGCUUUCUACACUAAAAGAAUAUUCAUGUUAACCAUGACCAAAGAUGAGGUGCUUGAGCAUGAUGACUCUAGCCUAGCAGAUGGAACCAUAUUGAUGAGUCUUCCUCUCAUGCCACCUAUGGACACAGGGGAAUCUGGUGUAUCGGGAAUGAAAUCUUUGGAAGAUGAUCUUGAUGAGAUGGUGAAGGAAGAAGAUGAUGUUGAUGUUAACCAUAUGUUGUCUGUAGUAAAUGCUGGAGGAAAUCUUAUCAGAACCAACCAUGCUACUCUGCAAUCGCUUCUUUCCACACCAAUAUCCACGGCUCAAAUGUUUACCCAUCAAGAUGGAAUCCAGGUCAUCACAAUACCAACAGCUUCGGACUUUCUUAAUAUGGGACUGACCAAUGACCUGGACAGACUAGUUCAUAUGGUGCCGACCAGCACAGAUCUCAACAGUCUUGGCACUAAAUACAUUGGACUCAUUGCUAUAUCCAAUCCUAAUCUGUUACCUAAUGGGAAAGAUAUGGGUUACUCUGGAUUUGAGAUGGUACAGGCAGCUGAAGCUGCAGAAAUUAAUGCAGCAGCAUCAGAAAGUAUGGCAGCCAUUCUAAUGCCUCCACCACAAGCACCUUCAGAUUUAUUGAUCAAUUGUCCCUCCUGGGCACUGAGACUUAAAAAAUGUGAAAAAAUUGGAGACUCCUACAGAGGAUAUGUGGAGAAUGAAACAGAUCUUGAUGUGGUACUAACAUUACAUAAACAACAGACCAACAGCUUCUGGGGUACACGUCAGUCCCCUAGUCCUGCCAAGGCUUCAACAAGAUUGAUGUGGAAGUCUCAAUAUGUUCCUUUUGAUGGCAUUCCUUUUGUUAAUGCAGGUAGUCGAGCAGUUGUCAUGGAGUGUCAGUAUGGUCCAAGAAGAAAAGGGACAUUAGGCAAACGUGGUACUGCAUCAAAUGUUUCUAAUGAAUUUAAACAAACAUGCCCAGCACGAAUUUAUAUUAAAAAGGUGCGCAAAUUUCCAUCCCAUGCUGUUAACCUAAAUUUGGAUAAGAAAACUAUCCGUCUUGCUAUGGAUAAAGCCUUUCAUGAACUUCGUGAGCAAGGCUUAGAAAAUUGGGGAGAAGAGAGGUAUUACGUCCAGUUGCCAACCGACAAAGCACAUGAUUACCAUGAUGAGAGCUCCUCAUCCAAACAUGAUUCUGCAGCAGCUUCCUUGGAAGAAACAAUCAAAGAGGAGCAACACUCACCAUCAGAUCGUGCUAGUGAAGCCCGUAUCCACCCCGCUGUUUUAGAAAAAAUCCGGCAGAUGGUUGCCACUGGAGAGACCAGGCUUUAUUCAAUACGUAAGCAGCUGAGGAAAUUUGUUGUCAGGGAAUUGUUUCUCGGCUCUGGUGUGGUACCUGAGAGACAUGAUCUCACCAUGUUCCCUACUGUCAAUGACUUGAAAAAUCACAUCCACCAAGCACUAAAGGACAUUGAAUCUGGAGUUUUAGCUCUGUCUGCUCCUGUGGUGAAUCUUGAAGUCUUACCAGGCUCAGAUUCCAAUUCUGAAGAACAAGAUCUCUCUAAUGACAUAAAAACUGAGCAGCUGUGCUCUAUGUGGUCUGGUACUAACUUGUCUGCCAAUGGCCCCUUGCCAGAGACUGUCACUGUAACUCUUACUCAAAACCCAGAUGAAGAUGGUCAUCACAUCAUUUCUCGCAUUGAGACCCACCUCAGUGAUGGGACAACCCAAGUCAGUACAUCCUUAACACCCGAAACUGCCCAGCUCUUGUCUAGACUUCACCCUGGUCUCUUUCCAGUUGGCAGCCUAUUGCGGCUGGAUACAUCCCAAGAUCACUCUCCCAAGUCUGAAUGCUUAUCAAGUCCAUCAGGUGCAUCAGAAUCAACACAAGAUUUAUCAUCAGAGAACCCUGUGUCAGGUCUAGACUCUUCUGUUCAUGGUAUUAGUGUCAUGGAUCCUGCUCACCUCUCCGGCAUGGUGGACAUGGAUAGCUCUCACAACAUUUCUGACAUGAUGGACUCUGACUCUGUCAUCCACCUCAACACUAGUCAAAACAUAUCAGCUCUCAUGGAUUCCAGCAAUCUGGCCAGUAUGGUGAACGGUGACUCCCAUCACUUGACCAUGUCCAGCUCUCAACUGCUGAGCGCUGUCGACUCUGCAACUAUCUCUGAGAUGGUUUCAUCUGGACAGCUGACCAUUGUAUCGGGCCUGUCCAAUACCUUACACCUGGUCGCUAACAAACCUGAUGCUGACAGCAGUAUGGGGCUGGACUCUUCAGACAGUGACAGCAAUCACAUGACACUUGUGGAGGAGGACAGCUGUGAUGGUCAACAUGAUAAACUCUCUGACAAAAUAAACCUUCAUAUAACAUCAGACCAAGAAAUGGGCAUGGCAAGACUAGAGAACAAAGUGUCAGAUUUGUAAUAUUCACACCUUUGCAUUUAUGACACACUAAAAGAUGUGUCAGACACGUAAAUAUUAUUGGUAUUUAUUUAAACAACACUCAAAGUGACUUGGGGUAAUAUGAUCUUUACAGCUUGUGAUUGAACAUUUUUGUAAAUACAUGAUAGGAGUUAUUAAUAUAAUUAUUUCCCAACUAUACUUGAUGACUUGAGCCUGUUAUGUGAAAGUUAUUUUGAAAUUGGAUGAUUUGAUAGCUGUUUUUUGAAUAGUGCUUCCACCCAUUUCUUAUGGAUGCAUUUAAAUCAAUCAAAAGAAAUUUUUAAAAUACUUUUUGUAUUUGAUUUUUGUAAGGUUUGCAAAGCAAUCAAAGUUAAAACACUGUAGUUGUUUCUUUUGUAUUAAUUAGGUUUCAAAAAUAAUUUUUCAGGUUACGUAUUAAAAGGAGUUAUCAGCUCCAUAUAAAAUGUAAAUAGAAAAGAAACUGCAUUUUUUAAAAAAUAGAAGCAAGAUUUCUUCAGAAUCUAAAAAUGUUUUUUGUUUGAUGAAAUUGUUAGCAUUAAACUGGCAUUCUCAUACUUGAUCGUCUAAUGUAAAAUAUUGAUUGAAUCUCUAUAUGGCAUUGCUGUGAAAAAUGAAAAUUUCUACUUUUUCCCCCAAUGAUUUCUACUUAAUCAAACAGAUGUAUAUAAAUAUAUUUAAUAUCUUAUUUAUUGUAAAAUUUGCAAGUCCUACCAUGGGUUUUUCCUAUUUGUUGUGCAAAGACUGAGCUUGCUGCCUAGGUUGUAUGAAUUAUAAUUAUUAGUUUCACUCAACUUGACCAUGACAUUUAUAAUUAAGGCUAAUAUUUGCCUCCAUAUAGAAAAUAUGUCUGAUUUAAGUGUUAAUGAAAUUUUGAUUUCUUUUUCACAUACAAUUUUCCUUCCAAUUAAUAUACUUCUAAAAAAAAAACGAAAUUUUUAGAUUUAUUUCUAAGAGUCUGCAAAUUGCUUAUUUAUAAAUGUGCUUUUAUUAUCAGGUAAGAUUUUGUGACAGUCAGGUACCUACACAAGUUUUACUGUUUUAAGAGGCUUAAAAAAAAUUAAGUAGCUGAGUCAUUGUAAAAAAUUACUCAUUUAGAAAUACAUUAACUAGUAGUAUUUAUAAUCUGAGAUGCUGUUCAAAGUGCAAGAGAUGCCUUUCUCUUACUGUCCAGCAAAAUCUAGUCUUUUUGUAUCAUUGAGUGCAUCUUACACUAGUCAACAGAACCAAAUGAAUUGAAGGUGCUUAUAAUGUAUUGGUCAUUAGAUUGUAACAUAUUUAUUUUUUCAAUAUUUCAUUGUUGAGUUACCAGUAUCUGAUUAUUAUUAACAUUUUUAUAUGCUAUCACAUAUGAAUAUGACAAUAGUCAAUGUACAAAACAUUUUAAACAUGUGAUAUUUAUACUUCAAAAAUUAUACUAGUUGCUUUUCAGUAAGGUGCUAUUUUCAUGGAUUGAAUAACACGUUACAUUUUUGGCAAACUGCUAUGUAUUUCAUUUAGGUAUCUAGAUAACCAAGUUUAGGUUCAGUUUGAUUUUUUAACAGAGCAAAAAUGGUUGUAUUAGAGUUGCUUAUAGCAAACACCAGUGUACAUAUAUAACAUUCAUACUCUGUAGAUUGGCUGAAGGAUAACCAUUUCUGUAGUCUAACAUACUUUGUUUUGGUUGAAUCCAACACAAUUUUGUUUUGGUGUAAAUAGAUGUGUAUAGUAAAGUACGCCUUUAGUGUAAUGUUUGAUAUUUUCUUAUUCUCUUCACUAUUGAAUAAAUUGGAGGAGUUUUAAUUUUUAAAAA